AUGGCACCUGCCCCCAUCAUCAUGGACACGUCCGACGAUUUCGUCCCAGCGCCUGCUGUCAAGACGGCCCUCAACCCAUCCGCCCAGCGAACCCUUCUGCUUGCGCCUCCAUCGCUCGCCGCCCACGAGGAGAAGCUACGCAAUGUUUUCACCACAUACGACCGCUCGACGUCGGAUCUUCAGAUGCUCGACCGCCUCAGCGCCGGGCUGAUCAAAUUGCCACCCGCGACAUACGAUCUCGUCCUUGUUCUGACAGACACGACCGGCGAACGAAGAGCAGAGGCGCUCAAGCUGUUGAGCCGGAAAGUGUUCACAGCCCUGGUCGAUUCAAUGAGAGAAGGUGGCAAGUUUUCGCUGCAGGACGGCCCGUUGGCAUCCGAGGAUGCCCGCGAGGCAAUCCUGGCUGGUCUGGUCGAGAAGGACGGCGCAUUCGAAAAGGUUGUCGAGGAGGAAGUUGUCGUGCCACUUCGCUUGGGCAAGAAGAAGACCAACGGUGCGCCCAAGGUUGCGCCCGCGCCUGUUCAGCCAGUGCAGAUCAACUUGGAUGACGAUCUUGACGACGACGAUGAGAUUAUGGACGAGAAUGAUUUGAUGACUGCGGAAGACUUCACCCGACCCAUUGUUCAGCCUGCCGAGUGCGCCCCCAAGCCGGGCAAGCGACGUCGCGCAUGCAAAGACUGCACCUGCGGGCUCGCCGAGCGCCUCAACGCCGAGGACCAGGCGCGUCGCGACGCCGCCGAUGCGAACCUCCAGUCGAUGAAGCUCAAGCCCGACGAGCUGUACGACGAACUCGACUUCACCGUCCAGGGGAAGACGGGAUCGUGCGGCAACUGCUCGCUUGGCGAUGCCUUCCGCUGUGACGGCUGUCCAUACAUUGGCCUGCCGCCAUUCCAGCCGGGCGAGGAGGUGACCAUCUUGAACAAUGCUGUUCAGCUUUGA
This is a messenger RNA of Emericellopsis atlantica, 939 nucleotides long. Its product is annotated as cytokine-induced anti-apoptosis inhibitor 1, Fe-S biogenesis-domain-containing protein. The record is from RefSeq and is a predicted model, not a curated record. The transcript has 2 exons. Gene Ontology annotation, molecular function: iron-sulfur cluster binding. Bases 1 to 939 code for a protein of 312 amino acids. Lineage: Eukaryota; Fungi; Ascomycota; Sordariomycetes; Hypocreales; Bionectriaceae. Gene Ontology annotation, cellular component: cytoplasm. Gene Ontology annotation, biological process: iron-sulfur cluster assembly.